AUGUCAAAGAUUACUAAACUUCCAACUGCUCUUGCUAUCAUCGUCGGUGUAGGUCAUGGUACUGGUUCAGCUGGUGAUUCUUCUAUCAAUCUUGCCAGAAGUUAUGCUGUAGCUCUUUUAGCUCGAUCAAAGGAUAAACUGGAACAAAUCAGUCGAGAGAUACAAACGAAAGGAGGAACGGCGGAUAGCUUUCCUUGCGAUGUUUCUUCUGAGCAAUCGAUCAAAUCGACUUUUCGAGCUAUCAAGACUAGAUUUGAUAAAAUCCCAUUAAGAGUUGCAGUCUUUAAUUCGUCUAGCUCAUUUCAAAUGAAGCCCUUUCUAGAAUCAAGUCGUGAUGAUCUCGAGACUAGUCUCAACGUUAGCGUACUUGGAGCAUUCAGCUUUGCGCAAUCUGUAUUAUCAGAACUUUUGUCUCAUCAAGAAGGAGGAAGUUUGAUUUUCACAGGUGCUACUGCUUCUAUAAGAGGAAGUGCCAAUGUCGGUUGCUUUGCAGCAGGUAAAUUUGGACUUCGAGCGCUGAGUCAAUCUUUAGCUAGGGAAUUCGGUCCCAAAGGUAUCCAUGUAGCUCAUGUGAUCAUAGACGGAGUCAUUGAUACUCCCAAUGUCACAGAAUGGUUGGGUCCUGCGAAGACUUCUGACACAGCUUAUGUUCAUCUUCAUCAACAAGACAAGAAUUGUUGGACUCAAGAAUUAGAUCUUAGACCUUGCCACGAAAAGUUUUGA
Messenger RNA from Melampsora larici-populina 98AG31, 723 nucleotides. RefSeq lists its product as uncharacterized. The transcript is spliced from 7 exons. Bases 1 to 723 code for a protein of 240 amino acids. The record is from RefSeq and is a predicted model, not a curated record. NCBI's taxonomy places the organism in Eukaryota, Fungi, Basidiomycota, Pucciniomycetes, Pucciniales, Melampsoraceae.